CUUUGAGGGAGAAGGUUUUCUUGAUGACGAGAUGAAUGUAGCAAUCGAUAACGUCACUGUCACGACUGAGAACUGUUCCUUAAGACCUUACUUUGCUGAACCAGAUUUCAGGUGUAGCGAUAAGCAGUUUACAUGCCAAAAUGGCGAAUGUGUCAAGAAGAAUCUGUUAUGUGACGGCGACUUUGCAUGUAAAGAUAAAUCAGACGAAGACGAUUGUGGAUGCCCUUCCAGCAUGUUUCGCUGUCAGGGGGGAGGAUGCCUCCUGGUAACAGAUGUGUGCGACGGAAAAAUCGACUGCUCUAACGGAGAUGAUGAAAAUAAUUGCCGAAAUCCGUGCCCGUCUAGUCAUCAUUGUGUUGAUGGGUCUUGUAUUUCGUGGUCAAAAACAUGUACUCAAACAGCUUUCUGCAGGGACGGAACUAAUACACCUUCUGUAUGUGGGUCUGGAAAGUGCCACCUUAAUAAUUUAGCAUGUACCUCCACCGGGCCCACAAGAUGUGAAUCUUUCAGAGGUCUUUGCAGUUUCCAAAAUGGACUGUGCGGAUUGAAAUCUGAUGGGAAUGCCACUUUCCACUGGACCCUGGACUCAGGCCAAACACUAACAGAAAAUACUGGACCGUGCUAUGAUCACACCUCGUUUGAUAAAGAUGGUAAGAGAAGUCACAAACUUAAAAAAAAUUGUAACGUAAAAAACCAAUGACAAAUUUCUCUAACGAGCGAUUAGGGGUAUUAUUUGCUAAGGCUAUUGUCGUUAUCAAUUUCAAGCAGUUAGGUAAUUCCCCUGAAAUAAAACUGCCA
Messenger RNA from Orbicella faveolata, 798 nucleotides. RefSeq lists its product as uncharacterized. Lineage: Eukaryota; Metazoa; Cnidaria; Anthozoa; Scleractinia; Merulinidae. Gene Ontology annotation, molecular function: G protein-coupled receptor activity; ATP binding; protein binding. The record is from RefSeq and is a predicted model, not a curated record. Gene Ontology annotation, cellular component: membrane. Gene Ontology annotation, biological process: G protein-coupled receptor signaling pathway; protein phosphorylation.